ACCGGUUUGUCUGAAGUGAAAGCAGACUGUUGGCCCAUCCUCGGGUUUCACUACACAUUUGGACAUCAUCUACACACAUGCAAACAUGCACAGGGAUCUGAGUUCUUUUUGCAAACGCAAAAGGCUGAAUUUCAUGAGCUGGAUCUGAGAAAACGUGGACCCUUGCUCCAUAUGAGGAAAAAAAUCAUCAGCACAACUUGUGUCCUCUUGGGUCUGUUUUCAAGUUUGCAUCUUUGCUCUGGGAAAUUUGGAACACCAAUUACUGAUGAUGUGAGCAAGCUGUCCAUAUUGAAGCAGAAUAUCCCCACUGAUUAUGAGAUCCCUGUUAGUUACAUUCCCAAAGAGGUGGCCGGCACAUGCUGGGUGGUUUUAAAUAUCUAUCCUUUGGAGGAAAGUCUUCGAAAUCUGGCCAGCUUGUUUGGUGCCAUGUCCUCCAACAAAGAUAACAUAAUCGUCUUCAUUGCAAUGCUGAAGAGCUUACGUUUCACCUUUGACCACGAAGAACUGGAAGAAGCAAUGCAGGUCUUCCAGUGUCACUAUCAAAAAAAGAGCUUAGUGUCUGGACUUUACUUUGACUACAUCCAAGACCUCUUACAUGCUGCCACUCAAGGAACGUCAAGCUUCUCCUGCAAGCCACCGCCAUGCCUUAAUCAUCAGCAAACACCAGAAGGUCAAGAGGAGAGUCGCAAAUACAGCUGGUUAAAGAGAAGCGCCUUGCUUUUGGUGCUAAUCCCCUUCACAGCCUGUGUAGUGCUGAUUGUUUGGCAGGUAAAGUCUGGGCCAAGCCUUGUUGCGUGCAAAACUUCAAAUGGCCGAACCGCAUCUCCCGACAUGAUCCCAACUGUGUCUGUCUCCAUCCCACUUCAAGCACUCACCCACGCCGCAGACUGCCAGGCAACGGGGGAGGCAAUCUCUGAACAUGAGAGUGGAUGAAUCCUGAUAGUGUAGAAAAAUUAGUGUGGUCUGCCAUUUUCCUGCUCAAGCACCAGAGAAACUGGAUGAGAGAAAGUCUGCUGGUGUAUAUGGAAAGUGUGUUAGCAAGGUUCACCGGGUUCUUGAGUCUAAACAAGAGUAAUCUCAAUAGUUGGCUCUCUCCAAAACGGGCUGCUGAUGUAAAAACAUCAUAUUGUCUUGGCUGGUGAAUAAAAGCUCUUAGCUGGUCUGUUCUGUGAAGUUAAAAGCCACUUUAAUGUCAUUCAGGCUAUUGUGGGGCCUUAUUUGGGAGCUUAUCGACGGGGCUUCACAUCAGCACAAUGCUACACAGUUCAGAGAACCUUGUUAUUUUGAUAUGGAACAACACUCAUGAUGUCAUGGUUGUUGAAGUGAUUGUCCUUUCAUUUCUCUACAGUCUACAGAGUUCUUUGGAAAUCUUUUAAAGAUUCAUGGAACAAAGUCCAUUCCUACGAAGGUCGUGUGAAUAUCAAAACCACAGAAAGGACUGAUGAAACUUCUCUUCUACUUGUUGUUGACAUUGUUGCAAUCUGUUAUCUGUCACAAAUGAUGGACCUACUAGUCACGAACAACACUCUGAGGAGUAAAUCAAAUGUCUGACUAUGAAUCAAAGAUCUGACCAGAUGGCAGAUAGCCAUGGCCAGAGGCACUUUGAAUCCAGUCAUUGUGUUUCAGAGUCUGUUGCUCGGUGAUCUAUUGCUGCUCCUCGGCCACUGCAAGUCUGUUGGGAGGUUUUUAAUGCCUCAGUUAGGGAGUCAAUCACUUUCAGUCAUAAGAGCAUGACUCUCAGAGUGUGAGUGCUCUUGUACUGCAUGUGUCAGAGACCAGGACCAAGAGACAGGACAGGCACAGCGAGGGAAAGUGAGGGAGAUAGAGACGGACGGAUAGAUGAACGGAUGAGCUCAGUGAGGAGCAUAAGGAGGGAUUGUUCUCAUCACAAAAGAGCAGGCCGUAGGCUGAAGGAAGUGCCAGUUGCAAACAUGACCAAUGUCGACAGAUCUCUAUGAAUCAACCGGCUAAGAAUCUUCGCAAACCGCAGGCUAUGUAGUUGAAUCUGCAGGCAUUGGUCAGCAUUUCAAAAACAAUUCACUUGAUUUAUUUCCAAAAUAGGUAUUUGACAUAUGGAUUAUUCUAUAGUGAGAUGUUUUGGAUGAGGUUCAAAACCAAGCAAACAUUUCACAUCUUCUAAGUGUACUAUAUCGGUGAAUUUCAUUUUUGUAAUUGUAAGUAAAUGAGUAUUUGUAUGUGUGAUGUUUAAGUUAUUUUAUUACACUUUGAAUGUCUAAUAAACCUUUUCCAACAGUUGGAAACAAACAGACAUAAUUUCAAUAUGAAUGCUUCAGGGUCGUGGUUCCCAAACUUAACACUGGUGUUAUUUGGGCUACCUUUAGGUCCUACCUACACUACUGUAAAUUUUCUUUUUAUUUCUAGGUUUGUGAUAAUUCUGCAUGAUUUACAAGCAGUUUUAUGGAUUCCAAUGAAAAAUGCUGCAAUACCAAUGCUGCCCCACUAGGUUGCAAUAAUCUGCUAUAAUUUACUAAAUUAAAACCCAAAAGAGCAAUUUCCUGA
This is a messenger RNA of Girardinichthys multiradiatus, 2520 nucleotides long. RefSeq lists its product as uncharacterized. The record is from RefSeq and is a predicted model, not a curated record. Gene Ontology annotation, cellular component: plasma membrane. The coding region runs from base 172 to 933 and encodes 253 amino acids. Gene Ontology annotation, molecular function: cytokine activity; stem cell factor receptor binding. Gene Ontology annotation, biological process: cell adhesion; positive regulation of cell population proliferation. NCBI's taxonomy places the organism in Eukaryota, Metazoa, Chordata, Actinopteri, Cyprinodontiformes, Goodeidae. The transcript has 7 exons.